Molecule: messenger RNA, 1492 nt
Organism: Phialemonium atrogriseum
Lineage: Eukaryota; Fungi; Ascomycota; Sordariomycetes; Cephalothecales; Cephalothecaceae
Exons: 2
Coding region: 453-1100 (215 amino acids)
Source: RefSeq, a predicted model, not a curated record
GGAAUCCCAUCAUCCUCUGACUGGAUCUGUUGGGGAGACUCGUGGGACCCCUGGCGGUCGGCAGUGAAGAGAAGAAGGAUAUGCAUAUUGCAUAGUAACCGAAUUCAUAAAGUCAGGAUUGGCUGGGAAACGGGCUCUCCCCCCUCACAAAUGUCAAUGCCAAAGGAAAUCAAACGCAAGUGAUUGGCUGAGUGUCGGAUGAUCCGUUAACUUUGUACACUUCGAACAAGGAGGGGGUCCGGACAUCGUGUCGGCUUGUCCCGUCGUUCCACCAUCUAACCGUUUAUCCGCAUUCCCAGGUGUUGCUCAAGAACUUGAACCUUCGGUAUCCUCUUUCGUCUGCUCCAAGAUUCCCAUCAUCUUAUCGUCGACCCCGAUAUCAUCCCCUGUCUUUCGUCUAAGCAUUGAAGAGUUUAAGCUGCCCCUUCCGUGCUUCAACCGCGAACAAUAUCAUGUCGUCUCGUGCUACCACUUCCCUCUCCAAAAUCGCCCGUCCCUUCAGUUCCACCGCCUCGAUUGGACGCCAUAGCAGCAUCAAUGGCCCCAAGGCUGCAACCAAUGCCGCGAGGAAACAAGAACUGAGAGCCGAUGGCCGGUCAUCGGAAACCCAAGAUCCCACCACGCGCUCAAUAUCCACCCGCACCAAGACCCGCCCCGUCCCGCCAGCCGGCCGCACCGUCCCCCUGAUGCAAACCUUCCGGACCUCGGCGCCGGCGCCGGCACCCCUCUCCACCCGCACCAUCGACUGCGCCGUGCUCCCGACGCUCUACAGCCUCGCCGACACGUCCGACCCGGCCUCGGACCCCGUCGUGAUCCGCAUCCCCCUCCUGCCGGGCACGCUCGCCGCGCACGGCCCCGAGCCCGCCGACCCGCCCCUCCCCGCGGCGCCCGAGAUCCUCGUCGUGGCGCCCCUCGCGCCUGAAGACACGGCCAGCGCCCUCACCGAGGUCGGCGGCAUCGGCGUCGACGGCGUCGAGCUGCGCUUCGUGCACGAGCCCGAGCCCGAGGCGCCGCCGGCGAGGGGCAUGCUGAAGGACCUGUGGGAGGGGUUGGUCGAUGAUGUGCUGGGCGGGCCGCAGAAGGCGAAGCCUGUUGUUUGAGUAUUUGUUUUUGUUUCGGGGGUUUGGGGAUGGAUGGGCUUGGUUGGAGCUUCGGGCCUUUUCCUCUCUUUUUGGAUUGUCGUGUGUCGUGUUCAUCCUUGUUUCGCCCUGCUUUUCAUUCUGCCUCCCAUGGGCCAGGUUGCGGAGUAUUUGAGCCCGGCUGCGAGACACUUCUCCUUACAUGUCUCGGAUUCGGAAUGUCGAGGCUGGUUUGGCUGGCGCCAACCCGCCGAGCCGUCACAGAUUGCAGACGGUUCUCACGUUGGAAGUGUAUGAGUUAUGACCUUUAUCUACGCCCUUGUAAUUAUGUCGUUCGUAGGGCCCCCAACUUCUGCUGUUCCUGGUUAACUUAAUCGCUCCAUCAACGCUCAUUCCGAAUAGUCUCUUCCGAC